Zingiber officinale is the source of this 2928-nucleotide messenger RNA. RefSeq names its product protein ALTERED PHOSPHATE STARVATION RESPONSE 1-like. The coding region runs from base 561 to 2738 and encodes 725 amino acids. NCBI's taxonomy places the organism in Eukaryota, Viridiplantae, Streptophyta, Magnoliopsida, Zingiberales, Zingiberaceae. The transcript is spliced from 5 exons. The record is from RefSeq and is a predicted model, not a curated record.
CGACUUUUCUCAUUUCCCCGUUCUCUCUCUCAAUCUCACACGUCAGCCGAGCGGCGUACCACCUCGUCCUCUUCCUCCUCGUGCACAGUGCGAAGAGGAAAGGAGAGUCGAGGUGUUGCUGAUGAACUUGAGCAGGCUUCCGUCCAAAGCACCAGCUCCAGCGAGAUCACUCAGCCACCAGAGGUCCUGUUUCGUAGCGCAACGCCGGGUCCUCAUGCCAAGUCGAGAUUUUGGGAGGAAAGGCCGGAAUUUGGCGAGGGGAGAGUGACGAUUGAGGCAAGAACUUGCGCAGGAGAGUGCAUUUUACUUGGGCUCGGUGCGUACGGCUGAAAGGUUCGUUCUUGCGCAUAGUCUCUUUGCUAAUUCGAGCAAUGCGGAUUUUUUGCAACAAAAAAGCUACUAUUUGUGGCUGGGAAGUCGCGUGCUAGGGUUGGAUUUUGCUGUUAACGGAAAGAAUUUUUGCUCUUAAUUUGAGAUUAGAAGUGUGGAUGAGAAACGCAAGGGGUUUUAUCUGAGUAGGGUUUUGUUUCCUUCAUCGCUUUUGUGGAUCUCAAAGCCAGAUGGGUACUUCUGCAUCCAAACCAUCUAAAAAUGGCGUUUUGCUUCUCUGCAAAGAUCGCAUAGAACACACAAAGCUGGCCAUUGAUUCAAGGUAUGCUCUAUCGGCAGCCCACCUCUCGUACAUCCAAUCUCUUCGCAGUGUUGGGGCUGGCCUCAGGAAGUUUGCAGAGGCCGACCUUUUGCUCGAAUCAUCACUGUCUACUUCUGAAGUCGAGAAAUCUCCAUCUCAUUCCUCGUAUGCAUCACCAUCGCCUUCAGGGCUUGUAGAGUGUGUUGGUUCCCCAUUAAGUGCAAGUCCAUUGACGCCUACAGCUGCCAAUAUGAGCUAUAUGAGGGCAACAGGGGUCUCUUCCGUAAGUGUGACACUUGAUCAUCAAUCAGCAACUCAUUUUUCCGAAGAAGAUUCUCUUACUUUCCCCCUCCCACCUCCACCGCCACCGCCUCUUGAUAUCUAUUCAUCAUGGGAUUUCUUUGGUCCUGCAGGGGUCACUGGCAAAGUCAGUGCGCCAACUGCAGAAUCCCAUCAGAGCUUGGAAGUUAAUAGGAUGAUAGGUUUGAGACAGAUAAAGGAGGUGGAAGAAGUCAUUCCUUUCAAAGAAGAGGGACUUGAUAUCUACAAAAAGAAGACGAUGGACAAAUCUUACUUGGAGAUAACAAAUCAAGAACCCCAGUCCACAGGAUUGAUAGAGGAAAAGAGUCAUAAGGAUAGAGGAACGAGGUCUGCUUCCACUGCUUUCAGUGGGUCAGUUGAUGCUAUAGCUACGAUUGCUGGAUCUGAUCCACGUGGGUCAACUGUAAAGAAUGCAACUCUGCCUAAAGAACUAUGCCCAGAAAGGGAGGACUUUUCUGAGUUCAUUACACAUCGAGCUAAAGAUUUUGUGUCCAGUAUGAGGGACAUUGAGAACCGAUUUCUUCGUGCUGCUGAAGCUGGUGAUGAGGUUUCAAGGAUGCUUGAGACGAAGAAGAUCAGGCUUGGCAUCUCUACUGAGACAAUAGGUAGACCUCAUGCUUACCAAGUUUUGGUGAUAUUAAACCAGGUUUGUUGUACAGGAGAAACUUCCCAGAAGCAGGGAGGUUCUAACCAGAAUGCUGUGAAAAUCAUCACUUGGAACCGUUCCAUCUCCUCUCUCUCAUCAUCAUCCAAAAGUCCUCUUGCAAAAGCUACAAAUGAUGAUGCUGAAGACACCGGUAGUGAUUUUGUUGAUGAGUUUUCUAUGAUCUCAGGAAGUCACUCAUCCACACUCGAAAGGCUAUAUGCAUGGGAGCGAAAACUAUAUGAUGAAAUCAAGGCUAGUGAACGUAUCAGGCGGGUGUAUGAUCAGAAGUGUAACCAACUAAGGCAUCAAAUUGCCAGAGACUUAAGCACAAAACUAAUCGACAAAACCAGAACUGUUGUCAAGGACCUGCACUCUCGAUCGAGGGUGGCCAUUCAUUCAGUCGAUUCAAUUUCAAAAAGAAUUGAGAAAAUGCGAGAUGAAGAAUUACAUCCACAACUGAUGGAGCUUGUACAAGGGCUGAUAAGAAUGUGGAAAGCAAUGCUCGAGAGCCAUCAUACUCAAUUCAUUAAAAUAUCAUUAGCUUACUAUGCGAAGACAUCGGCAGUUGCAACACAAAGUGAAGUUUACAAGCAGGCUUUAGUCCACCUAGAACGUGAACUUGAAUACUUCAGCUCUCGCUUUGCGAAUUGGGUCGACGCUCAUAAGUCCUAUGUGGAAGCACUCAAUGGCUGGCUUCAAAAAUGUAUUUUGCAACCUCAGGAACGCAGAAAGGGAAGGAAGAAGCCACUUUUUCCACCUCGUCAAGCCAUUUCUCCUCCGAUAUUUGUAGUUCUCAGUGACUGGCUUUCAGGGCUCAACUCAAUUCCUACUGAAGAACUUCUCGACUCAAUCAAGGGCACUGUGUUGGUUAUUCACGAUGCACUAGAGCAUCAAGUAGAAGAUAAUAAAGCAGGGAAAGUACCCGAUGAACCGGAAAAAAUAGGAGAACCCGAUAGCAAGGGAGAAGUUAGUUGCAAAAGACAUUUAAACUUGGAUGGCUUGCAAACAAGUUUAACAUGUGUAUUUGAUAGGCUGACAAAGUUCUCAGAGGCCGCCCUGAAAGUUUACGAAGAUGUUAAGCAGAGUAACGAGAUAGCGUGCAUUGCUUAUUCAAAUGCUGGGAUGAGGUACCUGCUUUAGAUUCUCCUCUGUAACAUGAUUAUUAUUGCUUAUCAGUCUAUGUUUUUGCUAUGCAUGUCGAAAAUCUAUGGUUGUAAAUGAGGAACUGCAAAUUCUUUUGUUGGUUCAGCCAGCCUGAUGCUCUUAUGUGGUUUUACUAAGUUUGAGGAUUUUGCUAAUUUGGGAUGAACUGUUGGUGGCCUUUGGUUUA